AUGAAAGAGGGUGAGAUCGUCGACCCAGUGCAGUCCAAUGACAAGGAUGACAAUCCGCCGAGCUACGCCCACGCGGAAAAGAAAGAGACGCCUGGGCUCCCCGAUAUUGAGGGGACUCGAAAUGUUGGAGAAUUCUGUCGCAAGUUCGACCUGAUGGACGACGUGGAGACUUUCAAAAAAGGCGCACUAAUCUCUCAAAACCCUGAGUCGGCCACAAUGCUACCAGAGCUAAGUGAAGUUGAAAGGGAGUCUCUCGUUCGUGAGCAUACCCACAAAUGGCAUCAACCCUGGCAGCUCUACUUCCUCGCAAUUAUGUGCUCACUGGCGGCCGCUGUGCAGGGAAUGGACGAGACGGUCAAUAAUGGUGCACAAGCUAUCUACUUGAAGCGACUGGGAAUUGAAAACAGCGACAAUCUUACUGGUCUGGUCGUCGGCGCGCCUUACCUAGCCUGUGCCAUUUUGGGAUGUUGGCUCACUGAACCUUUGAACCGAUACUUCGCACGUCGAGGAACUAUCUUCAUUUCCUGCUUUAUCGCGGCGGUUGCCUCGGUGUGGGAAGGGGUGUGUAACUCUUGGGUCAAUCUCUUCCUUGCUCGUUUCGUGCUUGGCCUAGGUAUUGGCUCCAAAUCUUCCACCGUUCCCGUGUAUGCUGCCGAAUGCUCUCCGGCCCCAAUCCGAGGUGCGUUGGUAAUGAUGUGGCAGAUGUGGACAGCAUUUGGUAUCAUGUUGGGUAACAUCAUGGGAGUCGCCUUCAUGAAUGUCGGCAACGACCUUAAUUGGCGUCUUAUGUUGGGCUCGACUGUGGUGCUUCCCUUGGUUGUCUGCGCCCAGGUCUAUAUCUGCCCAGAGUCGCCCAGAUGGCUGAUCCAGCAUAACAAGAUCCAAAAGGCCUACACGAACUUUAAGAUUCUUCGGCCGACGGAGCUGCAGGCUGCACGAGACCUGUACUAUGCCUAUGUCGGAGUGGAGCUAGAGCGACAGAUCAAUAAGGGCAAGAACUUCUUCACCAUGUUCAUGGAGCUCUUUACGAUCCCGCGGAACCGCCGUGCUACCCUGGCCAGUUGGAUCGUGAUGUUCAUGCAGCAGUUCUGCGGAGUCAACGUCAUUGCAUACUACUCCACUACGAUCUUUCAGGAAUCUGGCUACGGUCUAUCCAACGCACUGCUGGCAUCCAUGGGCACGGGUAUCCUCAACUGGGUCUUUGCUCUUCCAGCCGUGUUCACGAUUGAUACAUGGGGUCGGCGCAACCUGCUCCUCUUUACCUUCCCGUUCCUCGCAAUCUUCCUUUUCUGGUCAGGUUUCUCCUUCUGGAUCGAACCGGAGAUCACAAAUAGCAAGAAGAGAGUUGCGAUGGUGACCACGGGCAUGUACCUGUUUGAAGUCUUUUACUCCCCGGGUGAAGGACCGGUCCCCUUUACCUACUCAGCCGAGGCAUUUCCCCUACACGUUCGUGAAGUCGGCAUGUCGUGGGCUACUGCUACGACGUGGUGCUUCAAUUUCAUCCUGUCUUUCACCUGGCCGCAUCUGCUCCGCUCGUUCAAGCCCCAGGGAGCUUUCGGGUGGUACGCGGCUUGGUGCGUAAUCGGCUGGUUUUUGGUUCUGCUAUUUGUUCCUGAGACCAAGGCUCUCACCCUAGAAGAACUAGACCAGGUCUUUUCUGUUCCUACCAGGAAGCAUGCCUCGUACCAGCUCAAGAAUGCUUGGUGGCACUUCCGAGUAUGGGUCCUCCGCCGGAAACUGGAGCCUCUGCCCAAAUUCUACCAAGGUGCAUCCCGCCUUGCUGAGGUUGGUAACACUGCGUCCGAGUAG
Molecule: messenger RNA, 1809 nt
Organism: Penicillium cinerascens
Lineage: Eukaryota; Fungi; Ascomycota; Eurotiomycetes; Eurotiales; Aspergillaceae
Product: sugar porter family MFS transporter
Exons: 5
Coding region: 1-1809 (602 amino acids)
Biological process (GO): transmembrane transport
Cellular component (GO): membrane
Molecular function (GO): myo-inositol:proton symporter activity
Source: RefSeq, a predicted model, not a curated record